Molecule: messenger RNA, 2062 nt
Organism: Lutzomyia longipalpis
Lineage: Eukaryota; Metazoa; Arthropoda; Insecta; Diptera; Psychodidae
Gene: Zasp67
Product: pharyngeal muscle protein 2
Exons: 7
Coding region: 226-1941 (571 amino acids)
Biological process (GO): actin cytoskeleton organization; muscle structure development
Cellular component (GO): adherens junction; stress fiber; filamentous actin
Molecular function (GO): muscle alpha-actinin binding; actin binding
Source: RefSeq, a predicted model, not a curated record
UCUAAAAUAAAUCGAUCGUUUGAGAGGACUGCGAGUGGAUCGAUUGCGAAGAAUUAAAUACCAAUCGGUCGCUAAGCUGUUCGUGUCCAAAGAGUAAUUGUGCCAAAUUCUUUGGCCAUCCCUCCGUGGUGGUUGGAAGGAAACGAAAAGAAGUGAAUGUGCUUCGGUGGAAGGGUGAUCUUCAAGUGAUCUUGCAAGUUUUCUGUUUGUUUGGAAAAGUGCACGAUGAUGACGGUGAUUGAUCUCAAAUUUUCAAAGUUCAACGACACCCCGUGGGGUUUUCGUCUCACUGGAGGAGCGGAUUUUGACUUUCCUCUCACUGUAAUAAAAGUGACCGAAGGCAGUUUGGCGGCACAGGCAGGAAUGCAACUUGGUGAUGUCGUUGUCCGUAUCAACGACACUCCCGCGAGCAAUUUAACGCAUUUGGAAGCCCACAAUGUACUCCUUGCUGCUGGGAAUAAUUUUAUGCUCGGCAUCCAGAGAGAGAUUGAGAAUGUAGCCCCACAGGUUGCUGCAGAAAAUCCUCCAACUGUUGCACCACAGCAAACAAUUAAUGAACCAAUCAUCGAGGAACCAGCUGAAGAGGCAGCAACGGAGGAGAAGACAAUGGAUAUUGCAGUGACUGAUGAUCAAAUUGCCGAAGUCAUCUCCAGUGAGGCUGAAGUGUUGAAGGAUCACAAUGUUAUUGGGGUGAAUUUCAAUAAAAUCAUGCCACAAGCCAUGGCACUGAAGACAAGUGAAGUCUUCAAGACACUCAAUGCAGAAGCAGUUAAAACGAAGGAGGAUAAAAUUCAGGAGGAACGCAAAUGGACAACUUUCCUCCAGAAACCAAAUCGUCCUAUCCCCAAAUCCAAAUGGGACAUUGAACAGGAGAAGAGAGUACCCUACAAGGUGAGAAUUGUAAAGCAACCAAAACCAAAAAUUGCUCCUGAUCGAGUUCCAACACCAACUCCAGCCCAGGAGGAACCGACUAAGAAUCAACCCACGGAGGAAGCAAAAACGGAAGAACCAACUAAUCAUACAGAAGCGGAGGUUGAAGAAGCUCAGCAGGAAAAUAAUGAAGAAGAGGAGGUGAAUGAAGAAGAAUUGGUAACUUCAACUGCUGACAAUGAAGUUCCGGAUUUGGAGGAGCCGCAUCAGGAGCAACCGGAAAAUCCUGAUGAAAUGCCGAGAGAAGUUGAGGAAAAGCUUAUAGAAGUUCAACGACAAUUGAUGUCACUCUCAAAUCUACCGCACGCCAUUAAAAGCACAUUGGAUGCAGUUACAGAGCAAUUGUCGAAAAUUGUGCCAAUUGAGAAGGACGAGCCAGAAGCUGAAGAAGCCCCUCAAACUGAAAUUCAAGAAGAACAUGUUGCAGAAGAUGAGAGACAUCAUGCAGCGGAAGAUCAGGAAGUUUCUGAUAUUUGUGGAGAAAAUGAAGAACAGCAGCAACAUGAGAAUCAGGAGGUGAAUAACAAUGAAAGUUACCAUCCGGAUGAUCAAGAAAUCAUGGAUGACAUAAGAAAGAAUAUUGCAGACAAGGGUCAAGAAUCGGAGGAGGAAAUGGAGCAACAGCAGCGCCUUAUUCGUGAUCGAACCCCCAAAAUACCACCAAAGCAGAAAUUAACGUCUGCAUUUGGUCCACUUGUGCCGCAGGAAAGGCCAAUCUUUCUCCCCGGUGGACGCAAGUGGCGCAAACCGAAAGAUGCCUUCAACGAUGAAUUCAUAGCGGAAGUUCUCAGCUCCCAGGCGGAACUCAUUGUUGGCACAACUCUUGGGGUGAACUUCCUCAAGUAUCAGAAGCCCGAGAAGAAAGUCGAUCUGAGUGGGAGUGAGGUUUACAGAAUGAUCCACUGCAUGGAUAAGGUGCCAGCUCAUGGAAUUGCAGCACGACCCGAAAAGGUCUUCACAGCUGAAGAUGUCCAUCGCUCCUCCUCGCCUCUUGCAAACUGUGGCCAGUAGGAUGCUGACGAAGAAGGGGUUGCAGUUGAUUUAAAAUUGCGUGCGGUAUUGUUUGAUUGUUCUUUUUUUGUAACACUUAGCACUCAUUAUAAAAUUAAAAUAAUUGAUAAACGUGGGGUAA